Molecule: messenger RNA, 1866 nt
Organism: Arabidopsis thaliana (thale cress)
Lineage: Eukaryota; Viridiplantae; Streptophyta; Magnoliopsida; Brassicales; Brassicaceae
Product: DUF581 family protein, putative (DUF581)
Exons: 2
Coding region: 288-1199 (303 amino acids)
Cellular component (GO): cytoplasm; nucleus
Source: RefSeq, marked reviewed
AUUUGGUAUAGAGAAGAGUGUGAAGAGAGCCAAAUUAUUCUCUCAAAAAAGCCUCUCUCUGAUAACACCUCUUUACCUCACGCGCUUUCGGAUCUAUCUUCUUGACCCGCCCAUAGAUCCGGAUCCAUUAUCCUCUUGGGUCAGUCUUUAUUUUUCAUUUCCCCAAUUUCUCCUCUUUCAUAAGUCUUCUACUGCUUCCGGUUCUGUUCUUUUUCCCCAGUCGGUACAGAUUGAGAGAAGAGAUUACAAGAUCCAUAUUGAAGAAGAAGAAACAUCAUAACCGUAAAAUGCUGAAGACAAGAGCAAUGUUUCCUCACAAAGAUCAAGCAAUGUCGCUGUCUUUGGAUCCACAAUCUGAUCUUGUCGUCGGUCACACCAACAACAGACCAAUCACUAACCCACUGGCUUUGAGUCUUUUGAUUGGUCUGAACAACAAGAACAAGUGUAUCUCAGAUUCUGAUUUUGUCAGGAGUCCCAAAUCUCCUCUUGAAUUUAGGGUGUUGUCUACAAUGGCUGAUUCAUUUUUCCUUAGAUCUCCUCGAUCAUCACUCACUGCUCAUCUUAACUGUUGUUGUGGCCCUGCUGCUAAAGUUGGGUUAAGCAUUGUUGAUUCUCUUGGCGAUGAUCGGUGUUUGUUACCGGAUAUCGUGUUUGGACCGGCUUUGAGGAUCAAAUGUUCGGAGGUUAUGGACAAACAUCCCAAGUUGUUGUUCCCUGUAGCCAACAAGUCUAAGAAGAUUGAAAAUGAAAGAUCUGGUGUUGUUUUCGAAAUCGGUGAUAACUCUUCUGAGACUGAACCGGUUGGGUUGAGAAACCGGUCCUUUUCUGCGAAUGAUUGUCUGCGAAAAACCCGUGUUCUGUCUCGAUCCAAGUUGGGACAAGAAGGAGACUUCCCGGGGAGUGGUUCUGACAAUGCUUUCUCCUCUGAGGAUGAUAUGGAGGAUUACACUUGUAUCAUUGCACAUGGUCCUAACCCGAAAACCACUCAUAUCUAUGGUGACCGAGUUUUAGAGUGUCACAAGAAUGAGUUAAAGGGAGAUGAAGAUAAUAAAGAGAAGUUUGGUUCUGUGUUCCCCUCCGAUAACUUCCUCGGCAUCUGCAACUUCUGCAACAAGAAACUCGGAGGUGGCGACGACAUAUAUAUGUAUCGGUGCGUGCUUCUUUUCCAAUACCAAUACUAUCUACCAUAUGUAGGAUGAUUAUGAGUUGCGCAAGUUAGAGGAUGUUAAGUACAUAUUUGGAAUACAAUGCUAAACUUGUGAUGUUUGUGUGGUUAUGAAUUUGCACUUUUGCAGAGAGAAGUCAUUUUGCAGUGAAGAGUGUCGUUCAGAGGAGAUGAUGAUAGAUGAGGAGGAUUUGGAAGAGCCGUGCAUAGAUAUGCAUGAAUCUUUAAAGAAGCUCUUCUGAACAAGAAGCAGCUAUGACGAUGGCCAUGGGACGAGCUUUUAUAGACCCGAUCAUCGUCUUUUAACUACCUAAAGACUUUAUUAUAAUAUAUGUAUUGACUAGUGUCAUGCCAAUGUUAGGUAACAUGUGGCACUAAACCCGUUCAUCCGUCUACAAAGAGCUGUGUUUAUGCACAUCUAUUAGCAGCUGCAGCAGCCACGGAUGGAUUGGCCGGCUUUGGUUUUGUAUAUUUUGUAAUGGGUUUCGUUUUUUUUGUUUGUUUUGGAUGUCGAAGUUGAAGGAUACUACUAAGAUCUUAACUAAAUAAGUUUAGAGUGUUGGUUGCAAGAAAGGGAUUGUGUAAACCACUCCAUUUUCUUUGUCUUGUUUUUGAGGGUCUUUCUAUGGCCUCAUAAGUUUGUAUGAAGAUUUUAAUUAAAAAUAAGUAUUGUAUCUAUAUUGUUACAAUUAUAUCUUUUG